Molecule: messenger RNA, 4974 nt
Organism: Symbiodinium sp. CCMP2592
Lineage: Eukaryota; Dinophyceae; Suessiales; Symbiodiniaceae
Source: the annotation of a GenBank genome assembly
AUGCCUCAACACCCGCCGGAGGAUGUCCAGGACCUUGUUGACCUGUAUCGAGCAUUUGACCUUAUCUCCUUGAAUACUUGGAGGCACCCGACCUCCGGAACCGCCUCUACUUUCAAAUGGGGCCAGGUCGAGUCUCAAAUCGAUUUCUUGUGGGUGCGACGACGAGACGCCACCUCGCAGGCUAAGCAGGCAUAUGCAAUGCACCACUUCCCAGUGGGAGCGUCUAGGCAGGGCGGCGCCCAUCAUUUCCCACUGCUCUGCUGCCUCAAUUUGCGUAGACCGCACUGGACUCGUGCUCCAGAACGAGCUGUUCACUCCAUUGAUCGCGAGGCCCUUCUGACUGCCAUUGACAACCCCACUCAACCUGAACAUGCAUGGCAGCUGAACCACCUUCGCCAGGCAGCCAUGCGCCACAUGCAGACCAACCCAACGCUGGCUGGUGUCGAACAGCUACAUACGGUCCUGUACCGGGUUUGUCUGCAAAUCUUCCCGAAGGCCGCCACCUCAGCUCCCGUCAAACCUUGGCAAACCACUGACGUGCAAAGUGGGAUCAGGUCCAUGUGGGACAAGUGGAAAGCCUUCAAAAGAAUCCGAAAGAACGGGCUACGCGGAUGGUUUGCGGCUUGGAGAGCUUGGCGAGUCUUUGCUGCUCACCACAAGCAGCACCAAGCCACCUAUCGUGCUGCCCGAAAACGGGUUCUUACUGCUGCCAUGGACGAGGAGGUGGACCUCCUGGCUAAUCAUUUCAAAAAGCGGUUUUGUGAAACCAACACUGCUGCUCUGAAUGCGACCAGGGGUCCCUGGUUCACUGCAGCUGCUCCGGAGCUUGACCCCAACGAGCUCUCCCAGCAGCUUCCCUACAUACCCUCCCUGCUCCAUGCCAUCCAGCAGUUUCCACAAUAUGCAUAUCAGCAAGGGAAGAACUUGGUUAUCAUCGCAAAGACCUGCGUGCUCGCAAAGCAGGCGUUUGACGUCAUGCAAUGGCACUCACAGAUUCACUAUACCGUGCGACACGCCGAUCAAUCCUGCACCUUCCCGGCAAGCCGUGGCAUCCGCCAAGGCCACGACAAAGUGAAUCAGAUCCUCACGGUCUUUGCUGACGACCACUUUGCAGCUGACACCUUCCAAAGCAUACCGGAAUUUGAGGCACUCCUUGACUGUAUCGUUGCCCUGUUCAGCACUCUGGAAGCUUUCGGCAUGGAGGUCAGUGAUGCCAAGUCCAAGGCAGUCCUGAUCUUACGGGGCACCCUAAGCAACACCAUCACCCGUCGCUAUGUCCGCAAGGUCCCUGGAGGCCGAGUUCUACGCAUUCAGCUACGAAGUCGAGUCUUGGCCAUCCCCCUAGUCUCGCAAUUCACGUACCUUGGUGCACAGGUUAGCUAUCAGGCUUUUGAGAACCAAACUCUCCAGUACCGACUAGAUAAAGGCACUGCCACCUACAACCGCCUUGGUUCUGUCCUCAAAGGUCACAAGACUUUGGAGACUGCUGUGAUCAAGCACCUCCAUCCUCAGGCCCUCGCCUCGGCGGUUGCUCAGAAACAAAUCGAUGUUGAGAGUGAGUGGAAACUUUUUCUUGAUUGUCUGAAUGAGCUCAUGCGAAGAACGUUCGCCCACCUUGCCUCGCACCACCCGGAUGAACAGGUCCGAAAGGAGGCGGCGCACAAAGCAAGAGCUUCAGGUCUGUGUGGUUUGGAGCCCGUACACAAGAGUCGGCAUCCCAAGCGCUGCGGUGACCUGAAUGGCAAAGGUGCCAUGGGAGUUACCAAGCUCCGAAAACGUGUUGCCAGACUGUACGAGCUUAAGCGUUGCUUGCUGCUCAGACUGCAAGACGACAACCCUCGCAAGGUUCAGCACACUCGAACUUGCCACAACUUGAUCAAUCGACUUGCGCUGCGUGAGCAUGGUUGGUCGGUGCGUCGAGUCUGCCAAGAGCUUGAUGUUGCCAAACAUAAUCUGUCGGAGAUUGAAAACAAAACCCGAAAGGCCAGGCUUGAUCAGUGGAAGCAUGAUUUUAUCAGCGACAUGAAAUUUGCUGGGCGCUGGCUCCGUAACAGAAAAGGCAUUCAAAGCCCUGACAUAAAGCCGACCGACGGCCCGGUCGCUCACAACAACGAAGAAGCUGUUGAAGCCAUCCGGGAGUAUUGGGCGCAGUUCUGGAGCAAAGUUGAAGAAACUUCUCCUGAUGCUAACACCAUUGCUGCUAGACUCAUUGAAAAUAGUGAGGCUCCUUCCCAGAUCGCCUGGACGAUCCCGUCGACCCAAGAAUUCCACAAACAGGCCUCCGGCAUGAGAGGGGCUGCUGGUGGAGACGGCUGGGCAGCGGAAGACACCAGGCACUUGCCGUUGCCAGUCUGGGGCUGGUACCGUGCUUUGGUCGAAAGAUGGCUUGCGAUCGGUGAACUCCCCAAGCCACUCAUGCAUGCGCGUUGUGUGUUUUUAAGUAAAGACCACAAAAUCGUUGAUGGCAAACUCAAGCCUGACGAUGCUAGACCUAUUACGGUCUUGAGCAUAUGGUGGCGAGUGCUCAUGAGCACGUGGCUUCGUAGGGAUGAGUGUCGUGCUUGGACUGCUCAAGUGAUCCACCCUGACGUUGCUUAUGGCUGCGGCUCGGAUGCCCAAGUCUUGGCUGCAAAAGUUCUGAAUAGCUACAGCAGCACAGGUUUUCUUGGCAGCUUGGACUACACCAAAUGCUUCGAUUGCCUUAGACCUGAGGCUACUGUGCAGUUGCUUCAACAUGUUGGAUUUCACCAUGGACUCGCCGCGCUUGCAGGGACCAUGUGGACUGGCCACAAACGUUGGUUGUCAUACCAAGGUCACGUUGCCAAUCGGCCGAUGGCCUGCACUCUUGCUGUGCCACAAGGCGACCCUGCUGGCCCGCUUGUUGCCGCCUUGUGGUUGUCGGCCGGCUGCAGAUGGGUGGCUUCUAACUCCCCUCCUUGGGUUGCUCGGGAUGGCUGUACGUCCGUGUUCAUGGAUGACAGGUCUUUCACGGCCAGCAGUGUCGACAGCCUGAAGCUUAAAAUCCAGGGCUGGGAAUCCUGGAGCUCCAGAGUAGGACUCCUUGAGAGUCUGUCCAAAGCUCAGGUUGCUGCAAAGAGCCUCAGGCAGAAAGCUUGUCUUGCUUGCAACUUUGACCCUAGCGUAAUCAGAGCGGAUGUUUUAUUCCUGGGUGUUGCCAGCCGCAGCAGGCCUCGCACUGACCAUGACAAGGAGUCUGAACGCCUCGCCACGGCAACGGAAAGGCUCACGGUGCUUGGAAGCCUCAAACUCGGGUAUGACUGCUUUGCGCGGUAUGCCAGAAUGUUUGCUAUCAGUGCAGUCUCCUACGGUUGGCUGGCCAGAAUGCCUACUCUCACAGCCUCAAACAAGUUAUGGGCUGCUGUUAAAGCUGGGCAAGGCCGAGUGCGUAUGGCAAACAAAUGGAUGCGUGCUUUGAUUCUUGGUGGGAACUCUCACCUCGAUAUCAUCGCAGCUUCUAACUUGUUCCGAGUCGUUUGGCGGCUCAGGGAGCAAGGGCUUUCGCACUGGAAUGCUAAGGCGGGUGCUCCGGUCGCGGUGCUUCGCAAAUGGUUCAAGCAGCGGGGUUUUCAGGAGCUCAGGCCUUGGAUAUGGACUAAGGAAGGUGGGCCACGCAUAGAACUCUGCACGGGCAGAGGCCUUGACAAGGCUCAGCACUGCCUCCGUGAAGGCUGGAUGGACUGGAAAAGCAUCAAGAAGCUCAUUGCCUCGGAUGCUCCUGCGCGAACGGUCGCGCUUGGCGCCACCGUUACCCCUGCUUGGUUCCAGUUUGCCCGUAGUCCCGAGCAGUGGUCUCUGCAAAAGGUUUGGCUGGCAACGCCAAGGUGUGAUGGCCAGCUGAAUCUUUGGUUGGAGCGGCUGGCCGUCUUCCUUGUGCUGUCGAUCGGGCGGCAGUACAUAUGGGAAAGUUCUUCUUCUUCAGACCAGCAGAUCAUGGAGAUCUUCGGGCCAGUGGCCAUGGAGGGAGCCAGCAAACUGGCCAAUCUGCUCACGGAGGACACGUUAUCAGACAACGACCGUCCACACAAGCACACCAGAACAGACAAGCGCCAGAGGGCACCCUAUGGCGAGCCUUCAGGCUGGGGAUUCGGUCCUCGCUACAAGGGACAGAACCGGCAGGAUCGUCAGGACAAGGAGGCGGCCUUGAUCAAGGCGAUGGGCAGGUUGGUCAUCCGCCAAGAGACCCAGCUGCAGAUCCUGAAGCAAAACUCCGCCUGGACCCUCUACUUAAAACCGGGCCAGACAGGUGCAAUGCCGAUUCUGUUCAAGACUGCAGCCACCUACCGCGAGGCCUCGAAAACCAAGUUUAUGGAGGCCCCCUUGCGAGCAGUUCUGCUGAGUACACUCUUUCGGACCUUGCUGGCAUGCCUGCAGACCUUGACCACACAACCGGAUCAGCAAGCUCAAGCCAAGACCAAAGGAUGGUUGAAUGCGGAGGGAAAAUGGGUAUACCAACGUUGGGACCCGGAGAACCAGACUCUCAAAACCGACGAGGCAAGAGCAGCGGUGACACACCAGGAGGUCAUCAAUCACGUCACCCUGUUGGUGACAGCCGUGACGGGGAAGGACGUGAUCCAUCGCUUCAAUGCCACGAACGGCCUUCCGGCCAAUCCCGACCAAGUCACGACUUUUCUCUUGGAGGUGGGAUUGCGGGCCCCGGGAGUCGAGAAGGUCUGGACAGCCCUCGAAUUCUUAUCGAACUCGACGGCCCUACAGCUGUGCGGAAUGCAACUCAAGCGGGACAGUCUCAAGCGGAGCUCGCUUGCCAACGACGUGCAGAAAUUGCUGCAGGACUACACAGGCUCUGCUUGCUCAAUCGCUCCCAGCACUGCUAUGCAAACUCCUUUGCAUUCACGCUGCUAUGGUGCCACCAGCUUCUGCAGGUGCCUGAAGCACAGCUCUUUGGUACUAAAGUGCAGGCGUGGAGAGAUGUUCUCUACCACAAAAGCAGUGUAG